AUGGCUGACGGUGGCGAACCUCAGCCAAACAAAGAUGAAUUUAUUGAGGUUGAGAACAGAAAGCGUAAACACAACAGACGUUUCAAUAAAAAUAAUUCUGGUUUUAUAAUUGGACGAGCUAAUAGUGAUGAAACACUGAAGAUAGUGGACAAACUUAGAUACCUGUUCGUAUCAAGAGUAGGAGAAAAUGUAGAUAGUGACUCUCUGAAACAAUACCUUAAAAAGAAAGCGGAAGGGGAGAAACCGUUUGUGUGUGACCGGUUGGGAUGUACCAAAUCGUUUGUGUCCAAGGCCAAGUUGACGGAACACUUGCAACGACACAACGGAGAGAAGCGGCACAAAUGUCCUGUCUGUGGGAAGCAGUACGCCAACAAACCUGACCUCAGGAUACAUCUCAGGUCUGUCUGCCACUAA
Messenger RNA from Homalodisca vitripennis (glassy-winged sharpshooter), 414 nucleotides. RefSeq names its product zinc finger protein 431-like. Gene Ontology annotation, molecular function: DNA-binding transcription factor activity, RNA polymerase II-specific; RNA polymerase II cis-regulatory region sequence-specific DNA binding. Gene Ontology annotation, cellular component: nucleus. Gene Ontology annotation, biological process: regulation of transcription by RNA polymerase II. Bases 1 to 414 code for a protein of 137 amino acids. The record is from RefSeq and is a predicted model, not a curated record. The transcript is spliced from 2 exons. Lineage: Eukaryota; Metazoa; Arthropoda; Insecta; Hemiptera; Cicadellidae.